AUGGACCUCCUUUCGACUGUCCGGAAAACAGGUUCGCGCGGUGGCGUCAAUUUCAGUUGGGAGGAUGUCGCCACAUCUCAGUACCGCGAAAAUUACUUGGGCCAUAGCCUAAAAGCCCCCGUCGGGCGCUGGGCCAAAGGGCGCGACUUGAAUUGGUACGCCAAAGCAGAUGCGAGUGCGGCGGAUUCGAACGAGACAGAGGAGGAGAGAGAAGCCCGGGUGCUCCGCGAAGAAAUCCGCAAGGUCAAAGAAGCGGAAGAAGAUGCGAUGGCACGAGCGGUAGGCUUGCCCAUCAAGAUACGCGAUGCGACUGGCGCAAACGCGGUAGAGGUGGGAGGGUCGAAGGUUCCGAACCGUGUGGCAGAGAACGACAAGGCUACGACGCAAGCACCCGCGCCCGAUUCGCGGAGAGAUCGGCGCAAAGAAUCGGACCGACAUAAAAGAUAUUUAGAACGAGGGCACAAGAGGAUGCAUAGAAGCAGGGACGGGGACCGAGGCCGAGACCGAGACAGGUACCGCGAUCGCAGUCGGGAUAGGCGAGGGUGGCAUGACAGCCUUGGGAUUAGGGCGAAGGGUAGCGGCCAGCGAAGGAGAAGCCGUAGUCCAGACCAUGGCCGCCAUCGGCAGGAGAGACAGCGAGAUUAUGACCGCAGUCGCAGCCGCAGCCGCGAUUUGCAUUAUAGGAGGAAGAACGACAGGAGUCGGAGUCGAAGCAGGAGUCGAGGCGGAGGGAGGUGCCUUGGUGGACCUAGGUAG
This is a messenger RNA of Chaetomium globosum CBS 148.51, 756 nucleotides long. RefSeq lists its product as uncharacterized. The record is from RefSeq and is a predicted model, not a curated record. The coding region runs from base 1 to 756 and encodes 251 amino acids. NCBI's taxonomy places the organism in Eukaryota, Fungi, Ascomycota, Sordariomycetes, Sordariales, Chaetomiaceae. The transcript has 2 exons.